GAAGAUAUCUUGAACUCUUUGAUCUGCAAAUAUGUGGUCAAUUUUGAGCACAUGUGCACAGAAGGAAGGUAGGAGACUUAGCUUAGUAUUACGGAAGAUAUGAAGAUCAAACCAACCUUCGGAAUCACUCUCUUUUUGCUUCUUUUGUUUUUCAACAGUAUAGAAUCAAGGUAUGAACCCGGAGGACAAUGGAAAAAUGUGAUUGAAGAUCGGUCAUUACCAGUACUAUCACAAGAAAAAGAAGAUUGCUUUGAAUACAAUGAUAAGAGCAAGGACAAGCUUUUUACUAAAGAUAUUGAGCCACGACCGAGUGCCACAUUUUAUCCAAAUGAUGAUGUAAAGAAAAAGCUUUUUACUAAAGAUAUCAAGCCACGACCAACUGUCACAUUCUAUCCAAAUGAGGAUACAAAGAAAAAGCCUUUUACUAGAGAUAUUGAGCCACGACCAAGAGUCACAUUCUAUCCAAAUGAUGAUACAGAUAAAAAGCUUUUUACUAAAGAUAUUGAGCCACGACCGAGUGUCACAUUCUAUCCAAAUGAUGAUGUAGAGAAAAAGCUUUUUACUAAAGAUAUUGAGCCACGACCAACUGUCACAUUCUAUCCAAAUGAGGAUACAAAGAAAAAGCCUUUUACUAGUGAUAUUGAGCCACGACCAAGCGUCACAUUCUAUCCAAAUGGUGAUGCAAAUAAAAAGCUUUUUACUAAAGAUAUUGAACCACGACCGAGUGUCACAUUCUAUCCAAAUGAUGGUGUAGAGAAAAAGUUUUUUACUAAAGAUAUCGAGCCACGACCAACUGUCACAUUCUAUCCAACUUAUGAUGCAAAGAAAAAGAUUUUUAGUAAAGAUAUUGAGCCAAAACCAAGUACCACAUUCUAUGCAAAAGAAAAAGCUUUUUACUAAAGAUAUUGAGUCACGAUCAAGUACUACGUUCUAUCCAGACGAUGAUACCAAGAACAAGCUUUUUACGAAAGAUAUUGAACCAUAGCCAAGUACCACAUUCUAUCUGGUAUCUCAAAUAAUUACGGUAAGAACAACUUUUUUAGGAAAGAUAAGUAAUCCUUUGGUUAUAUGACCAACUAGUAUGUGUGGUUUGUAAUUUACAUUUCUGUUGAAUAUUGUGGAGUGUGACUUGUAAAAUAAAAAAGAAAUAAAUUGUGGAAAAGAAUAAUUAGGAGUAGAAAGCCAUCUGAUGAGAUGAUUUGCUUGUACUUCCCUUUAUGUCAAAGUCAAAUACAGUGCAGUUGGAUUAUUAUUAGAAA
Messenger RNA from Cucumis melo (muskmelon), 1259 nucleotides. RefSeq lists its product as uncharacterized. Lineage: Eukaryota; Viridiplantae; Streptophyta; Magnoliopsida; Cucurbitales; Cucurbitaceae. The record is from RefSeq and is a predicted model, not a curated record. Bases 100 to 900 code for a protein of 266 amino acids. The transcript has 3 exons.